Molecule: messenger RNA, 1605 nt
Organism: Nelumbo nucifera (sacred lotus)
Lineage: Eukaryota; Viridiplantae; Streptophyta; Magnoliopsida; Proteales; Nelumbonaceae
Source: RefSeq, a predicted model, not a curated record
UGUCAAGGGCUGAAUCCAGGACCAACUCAAGCUUGGGGUGGAUCAGCCCAAUCCAAAGUUGAAUAAAAUGAUAAAAUCAAUCCCUGCUCGCCUUCUCGGCCUAAAGCCCAAUCCAAAAUUGAAAGAAAGCAAUCCUCUGGUUCAGUGACUCAGCAAGGUGUUUUGAUGCUAAAAGGCUCCAGGAAUUAGCUAAACCCAGUUGUCAUCGUUGUGAAGUUUGGAGUAGGAAAAGAUGGAUUACGUUUAUGCUCCAGGAAGGAACCAUCUUUUUGUUCCGGGGCCGGUCAAUAUCCCGGAGCCUGUCAUUCGGGCAAUGAACAGGAACAAUGAGGACUAUCGCUCCCCUGCUGUGCCAGCUUUGACAAAGACCCUUCUUGAGGAUGUUAAGAAAAUUUUCAAAACCACCACUGGAACUCCAUUUCUGAUCCCCACAACAGGUACUGGUGCAUGGGAAAGUGCACUCACAAAUACAUUAUCUCCUGGUGAUCGGAUUGUAUCUUUUCUCAUUGGACAAUUCAGCCUUCUCUGGAUUGACCAACAGCAACGCCUCAACUUCAAUGUUGAUGUCAUAGAAAGUGAAUGGGGCCAGGGUGCCAAUCUUGAUAUUUUGGCAUCAAAAUUAGCAGCAGACACUGCACAUACCAUUAAGGCUAUUUGUAUUGUCCACAAUGAGACAGCAACAGGAGUUACCAACAAUUUGGCUACUGUGAGGAAAAUACUUGAUCACUACAGACACCCUGCAUUGUUUCUUGUUGAUGGAGUGUCAUCAAUCUGUGCUCUUGAUUUCCGUAUGGAUGAGUGGGGAGUAGAUGUAGCUUUAACAGGCUCUCAGAAAGCUCUUUCUCUUCCCACUGGGAUGGGCAUUGUGUGUGCAAGCCCCAAAGCACUAGAGGCAUCCAAGUCUGCCAAAUCAGUAAGGGUAUUCUUUGAUUGGAAUGACUACUUGAAGUUCUACAAGUUGGGAACCUUUUGGCCAUACACCCCGUCCAUCCAGCUUUUGUAUGGGCUCAGAGCAGCUCUGGAUCUCAUAUUUGAGGAAGGACUAGAAAAUGUGAUUGAAAGGCACAGUCGUUUGGGCAAAGCAACAAGGCUUGCUGUUGAGGCAUGGGGCUUGAAGAACUGCACGCAAAAGGAGGAAUGGUUUAGCGACACUGUCACAGCUGUGGUUGUUCCUCCGUACAUUGACAGUUCAGAAAUUGUUAGAAGGGCUUGGAAGAGAUACAAUUUGAGCUUAGGUUUGGGCCUCAAUAAAGUAGCUGGAAAGGUCUUCAGAAUAGGGCAUCUUGGUAAUCUUAAUGAGCUGCAAUUGCUUGGCUGUCUGGCUGGUGUGGAGAUGAUACUGAAGGACGUAGGAUACCCAGUUAAGCUGGGAAGUGGAGUAGCAGCAGCUUGUGCAUAUCUGCAAAACAACAUUCCAUUGAUUCCUUCUAGGAUUUGAUAUCCGUCCAUGAUGUAACUACUCUUUUCUAUCAUUUAGUUCAUGUACUUUGUAUAAAAAGGAUAAUUUUCUCAGUGGACUCAUUUGAGAAAAAUCUUAGAAUCACCAACUAAUACAUAUAGUUCAUUCGUAAUCCUUUAUCUAGAAGAAAACUUGGAUCUGAUCUA